CUGGUUCAAACCAUCGAAGUGCCCAUAUAAUCACCAGUCUGGAAUCUCCUUACUGAUAUCAUCAUGUUUGUAUUCACUUCGAGUCUUGGCAGAUGUGCAUUUGCCCUCCUCCUGUUUGAAUUGAUUGACCAAUCAUACCCAGCUGUGAUUCGAGUCUCCAGUGAAAAUCAGGAACUGAUUCCUCUUCGCCGAGUCAAACGUUACCACUAUUACCCAACCCCACAUCAGAUUUAUUUGGAAGAGAGGAGAGCAUUGCGAAAUCCUCCAAAGAGUUCUGAAGAAUACACGCCAACCGAUCCGAAAACAGUCUCGAGAAGAAGGUUGGGCAGUAUUUCGGGAGAUUGUGAUUACCAGUGCAACCUCAAAUGCGUCAGAGGCUGUGUCCCCUCCUGCUAUUCAUUAUGUUGGACACCUCAGAAACCACCGAAGAACGAACAAGCCACGAUAAAAGGUGCUUCGAAACGGAUGUAAAUGCUGUUAGAUUAUACAUAUCAAGUGAAUUAUGUUCCAUUGUACAAUGUUGUCAUGAAUAUAUGUUAUUGCUAUUUAGUCAA
Molecule: messenger RNA, 554 nt
Organism: Dicrocoelium dendriticum
Lineage: Eukaryota; Metazoa; Platyhelminthes; Trematoda; Plagiorchiida; Dicrocoeliidae
Source: the annotation of a GenBank genome assembly